This is a messenger RNA of Electrophorus electricus (electric eel), 6317 nucleotides long. Lineage: Eukaryota; Metazoa; Chordata; Actinopteri; Gymnotiformes; Gymnotidae. The record is from RefSeq and is a predicted model, not a curated record.
UAAAGUCGUUAUGUAGAAUAGGUUUUUGGUUUUUUAUUUAUUUUUAUUUUUAUUUUUUUACAAAUAGUAUACUUUCCAUGUUUUACUGCCCAUCUACAGUUGAUAUACCACCAAAGUGCAAGAGUUAACAAGAUAUGGAAUUACGGCGAGGAUUUGUUUCGAAUAUUUUGCCUUUGCUUUUCUGGAUUCAUAUAUCGCCACUGUUAUGCCGGAGAAAGGAUUGCAAUGGACCGUUGAAUUUAUCAUAAUGUAGCUGACACAAAACGUCGAAAAUCAAGAUGAUACAGGUGUUAAUGCAAGAGAGCGGGCGAGCACAACACUGUCAUCAUGGAGCGUAAACCGUUUCUCUAUUUUCGCCAGGCACGUUUAAAGAAACUGACUGCAUAGUCGAUGUCUAAGCACAUCGUAGUGCGAUAAUUGUAUUUUACUUUAUAUUAUUAUUAUUGUUAUUGUUAUUAUUAUUAUAGAAUACAUUAUUUUAUUUGCCGAAUUGACUGGUCAAUGGUGUGGGAAAACUUCAUAGCACCUGUUGUGAUCUCACGGGAGCGCGAUGGAAGUUGUAGACGCCAGCCAGUACCUCGGAGAUCUAUCAGGAGAGAGCAGGACGUCUAGCGAUCUUCAACCACGGAGGUCUCCGGACCACCUCACUGGGGAGGACGGCCCGGAAUGGGAGCUUGUAGACGUAGUCCUCACCGGAGGAGCUCCCUGGGGUUUUAGUCUGAGAGGAGGACUGGAGCACCAAGAGCCACUGCUCAUUACAAAGGUAGAAGAGGGAAGCCGAGCAGCAUCCGCCCAUCUCCAGGUGGAAGAUGAGAUUGUCAGUAUUAAUGGCGUUCCUCUAAGUGGCUACAGAAAAGAGGCCAUUUGCCUAGUGAAGAGCUCAUCCAAAAGCCUGACCCUGGAGAUCAAACGGAGGAAUGAACCUUCAUGCAGACCUGAAUCCUGGCACUCUGCGAAAGUCUCUGAAAAUACCUUGGAACUGCCACAUACCGAAGCCACUCCUGUGCUUGGACCUGCUGGACAGACAGCAUGUGAUGCAGGUUCGCCUUCAGAUGACUUCAAAAGCUGUUUGGUCCAGACAGACCUGCAACACGCAUCCUGCCAGUUCAGUUCAGUGGCAAAUAUAGAACGAACGAAGCAAUCCACUAACAAGGCCCAGAGUGGAGCAGGCCAUUCAGUGGCUGGGAGGAGUGUCCACAAACACAAAUCUGCAUUUAACUCCUUUUCCUGUGGUACAGCUGAUCAGAGCAACAGCCCCUCAUCAGAAUACAUGUUUUAUCAGGGCAGCCUUAGUGAAAGCCACAGGAACUCACAGGUUCCUGUGAGCAAUGGAGGUGGAGCCAGUGCUAGGUUAGAGGAGCAGACUGGCUCCAGAUGCUCCUCCUCUGGGAGGAUGAACCUUAACCCUGUGUGGUACAUUCCUGAUAAAUCUUCAGCUGCCUCCUCACCAUCCCCACCUACACCGUCACGCAGUGACAACUUCACAGCAGCUCAGGUUUAUGAAAAGGGAUCAGCCGUCCCCUAUUCACAAGGCCCUCCAUCAUGUUCUUCACAGAAGACUCACAGUAGAGUUACUGACAGGCGGUUUGAUGACUACCAUGUCAGUGAAAGUGGACCCGAAUCGCGACGUGCCUACGACACACUCUCUAGGAAAGAUUUUCUCCAUAUACACCUUCCUGCUGAAGACUACAAUCCAAAUCGGCUCAAAACAAAAAAGUCCUUAUCCUCAUCGACCACUGACGUGAGACAAUUACAAAAUCCCUUUACCUGUCAUCCUCAACAUCAGCGGCAGCACAGCGAUGAGGUUUCCUUCUACCUUCAACCCAUGAAUGCAUGUGCACCCAAAACACAGAUCGUUGGCAGUUAUUACAGUACUCUACAGAGUCUACCCAGUAAUGCAGGAGUACAUUAUCAGGCCAGGAGCUUCACUGCAUCUCAGGCCAGUGCAGGCCAAGAGCACAACCCUGAUGAACUGGCGCAUUUACGUUACUGUUGCAUCACUGCCCAACAGCCAACACUCUUGAUAUCACAGGCAAAGGUGGUGGAAGAACCGAGGCCAGAGUCUGACACUUCAAAGGAUGGCAGUGGUCAGAAACCAGAAAAGUCUCAAAGGGCCAUAAAGUAUAAAUAUCCUCCACCUUACAUACAGGCAUCUGAGAUCAAUAGCGGUAAUGAGCACUUCAAACAGACAGUCAUCUUAUGUCCCGCAGAAGGUACUUCACCAGGACCUAGUCCUGCAAUGGUGAAGUCCAACUCCAAUGAGACAGAGAAGGAAAAUCCAUGGAGGAAAGAUAGAGGAAUUGAUGAGAACCAGCACAGCAAGAAUAUACUGUACCAACAGACAGAGCAGAGAAAUCUUCCCACAAUAGCACAUGGAGAUACCCUCAGGAAUCCUUGCAUCUCCAGGGAUCAACAUAAGAUAUGCCCAGAAAAGACCCCAUUGUUGCACUUUUUAGCACAGGAGAGCCAUAUUCUGGCUAACAGUACCAUGGCAUCAACCAAUGAAGUCACACAGCAAGAAACAUCUGAUCCUUCCAGUGGCAAGCAGGGAAGGCGCAGUGACCGGUAUGCGACCUCAUUACGUAAUGAGGUCCAAGAGAAGAGAGCUCAGCUUCAGAAGAGCCGGAGUGUAGCAUCUUUGAGUUGUAUUGGUGAAAGUGAGGACGCUGACGUUUGGAAGUCCACCGAGACCUCUACAUCCUCAUCAGAUGGCUCUUUUACAAACACCUAUAAGGACCAUCUGAAAGAGGCCCAAGCCAGGGUUCUACAGGCCACAUCAUUUAAGAGGAGAGACCUGGAAAUUCCUAGGAGUGAAUCAUCCAUAAAAAUGGGUUCUACUAAUAGUCAAGUCCCUCGCAUUGGAAGCCGAAAGCGUUUCCCCAUGGACAAGAGAGUGCAUUCCUUCUCAGAGCCUGAGAAGAUUAAUGAGGUGGGAGUGAAGGUGAAAACUUCACACCACAUGGCUGGUGGCUCUUUUGAAGAUAAAUGUAAGUUCUUUGAAGGAGCUUCUAGGCUAGCCUUCUCCAGGCCUGUCCUGAAGAAGUUCCCUCUCAGUAUCACUGAAGACAUCAGUAGAGGAAAAUAUAAGUUAAUGUCCUUUGUAGGGGAAAAGAAUAGAAAGUCUAAAGAGAGCCAUGGGAGUAGAGGUAUCACUGCAGGAGAGGAGAAACAGCGUCUGGGCACUUUUGCAGAAUAUGAGGCAACAUGGAACUUGCAGAGGAAGUUAACAGAUGGAAAAAUAUCUAGCAGGUACCGUUCAGCAGAGAAUAUUCUGGAUGCAGAUUUGGAGGAACGCAUCAGUUUAGUUUGCAUCCAUGAAAGGUCCAAAUCUUCUCCCUCAACUGACUACCAAGAGGAUAAAAUCAAUACGCCAGCGCAGAAGUCUGGGGAAGAGUCACAUCCAAAAUGCAAGCGAGACCAGGAGAUUUAUAUUGGCAGUACAUCUAACAGGAGACACAGUGAUGUCAACAUCUUUGAGCCUCUGGAGUUAAACACAGUCAGGGAUCUGGAGCACAGAAACAUCACGGCACAUCUCCUCUCCGUCCACACCACCAGAGUGGCCAUUCUGCCACCUCGAUACCCUCACCACCACUGUCUGCAAGGCCCAGUGUUUGAGCAACUGCUUCCAUCCGAAAACAAUGGCCCUGCGCCGCAAAAGCCUGCCCAGCCCAGGGAGUACAGCUCCACACGGCCAGAAGCCACAUGCCCAUCAAACCCCCUGAAAGCCCUCCCAAAUCAGGCUCACUCCCAGAAUAAAGACUCACAUUCUCUGCGAGCUCCCGGGAAUGGUUGCAGGUCAGAAACUGAACACGAUCUCUCUGCUGUGCUUCCUCAAGUAACUCCACAAUUUUCUUCCCCUCAUUGGAGUGCAGAAGUGAGCAUACCUUCAGCAUAUGCGUCCUCUUCGUCUUCACCCCGGGAUGAUCUUCAGAGAAACAUGGUGGAGAAUAAAUCACAGCCCAGCUCUGUUGUGAAGAAAGCUCAGAUAUGUGAUGUUCAAGCAAAAAGUAGGCAUUAUCUGGUGCAUGGGGAAUUGCCUGGAGGCCCUGAUGAGACAUCUGUCCACCAGGUUAGCCUACCGUGCUCUCCAAGGCAGUCCCACUUGCUGUCCUGUGCCAGCCCUCACCAGAGCCCACAGAAUGGUUCCAACUCCAGUUCUUCAGAUGCCCAAACUCCUGUUGGAACACCAGCAGACAAUGCAGAGAUGAUGAAGACAAGUUCAGUUCCCCCUGAGCUCUCUGAAGAGGAUGAGAAGAGAGACGAACUAGCCAGGGACAUCAUGGUAAGAGAUAAGAGACUGGUGGAUAUUUUGGAUCAGAGGAAGAUGAAGACCACCAUGGACAUGAUGGAGGGGAUCUACCCAGAUGGAAAACACCUACUGGAGGGUGCACAGCAAAGGCGAAAGACUUCAACAAAGCAGACUGUCAGAACUACCCAGGAGAGAAGAGUGGACAACAGAAUAGCCACCCCAGUUUCCCUGGUUACAAGCUCCUCCUACUACAGCACUUCAGCACCCAAAGCAGAGCUCCUGAUUAAGAUGAAGGACAUGCAGGAACAGAUGAAGGAACAGGACUGUGAAGAUGAACUCGACUUAUCAAAGAAGAAGCAGGAGCUGAUGGACAGCCUGGCCCGGAAGCUGCAGGUCCUGCGUGAGGCACGGGAGAGCCUUCAGGAGGACAUGCGGGACAACGAUGCCCUGGGUGAGGAGGUGGAAGCCACGGUGCGGGCCGUAUGCAAGCCCAAUGAGUUGGACAAGUUCUGCAUGUUUGUCGGCGACUUGGACAAAGUAGUCAGCCUGCUACUGUCACUAUCCGGCAGGCUGGCACGUGUGGAGAACGCCCUCAACAACCUUGAAGAGGGUGCCUCAGCCGAGGAGAAGCACACACUGACAGAGAAACGCAAGCUGCUGAUUCGCCAGCAUGAAGACGCCAAGGAGCUGAAGGAGAACCUGGACAGGAGGGAGCGCCUGGUCCACACCAUCCUGGCUGGCUACCUGAGCAAGGAGCACCUGGCGGACUACCAGCACUUUGUCAAGAUGAAGGCGGCGCUGAUCAUUGAGCAGCGCAUGCUCGAGGACAGGAUCAAGCUGGGCGAUGAGCAGCUCAAGUGUCUGAAGGACAGCCUGCCCCUGGACCAGAGACUACACCUCUGAGCUCCAUGGCUUCACCUUAACCCGAGCCGAGAAGGGGCUAAUUGGCCCCGGGGGGUUAAGAUAAAACCAUGGUCUUCCUUGGAUUUCCCGAGUCAUGUAUGAUGAACAGUCAUCCGGUGUAUCAGUGUGCAGUAAAGCCGGGCCAUGCUUAGUUCCAAACUCACAUUGCAUGUCCAGACAUCUUGCACAAUUAGCAGUAAAUGCUGUACUCUCAUUGGCUGUUGCAAUGGCCAGUCACAGGAAUGUUUAUACCCGUUAAUCUCAUCCCAGUUGGCGUUGGUAUGUUUUCUCAUUGUAACAUUAUAGAACUAAAUGCCUCUAAGUGUAACUCCUGGUCAUUUAGUCUUAUUAGAUAAAGGUCACUUGUCAUGAAACAAAGUGACCAGCUGACUCUCGGCUGACCCAAAAGACUUCGUGGUACCUGGUUCUGUCUGUAAUCAGUCAUGACAGAAACAAAAGGGAAUAAGUGGAUUUGCUGAAUCAACUCUUAACAAAAGUAAAAUUUGUAUUUAUAUUUAAUACUAAGUCUUAUUCAUAAUGUCUGAGGUACUUCAUCCUGAUUCAAUAUUCUGAAUGAAUUCCUAAACGCAGUUGUUUUGUGUUUAGAUGUGAAAAUCAAAGGGCUGGUAUUGGUGAAUUUGUUUUAGUUUGUGUAGUUAUUAUUGACAUCAAAUAUUCUAUAUAUGGAAUUUUAUGGAAUGUAUUAUUUAAUCACUUCUCUUUCAAAAACCUUUCCUACCAGGGAUGGUGCAUUUUAAAACUUGUGUAUGUAUGAAUUUUAUUAAUUUAUUUGUAUGUGGAGAAUGACCUGAAUGGAGUGAUGAGGCUUCAUUUUAACAUACGUUUAUGUUAUUAUACAUUCAAAAAAGACAUUUCUAUGACAUCACGAUAUAUGCUGGAUAUCAUAUAUUACCUUUUUGCAGCUAACAUGCCCAGCCCGGACCAGUCUAAUAAUUCUAGAAUUUCUUCAGUGUCCUGGAGCAAUGACCCCAUUUUAAAGGCUCAGGGUGUCUGCAGACACAGAGAAAUAACCUGAGCUCCAAAAGCCCAGCCUUCCUCUAUUGGUGAGUGUGAGAAUGACGUAGAGAGAAAUACACUGUACUCCUGAACAUGCAGGGUGCUUCUACCACUGUGACAGCAUUAAAUGGGUGAUGAGGUGAAACAA